AUGAGUCAUGAAUCUAAUGAAAAUCUCGAUUCUACCCUGGAAUGGGUGAAUUUGAUGGAUGGUCUCAUCAUCGAAGACGCCUUUCGAAAAGAAAAAAUCAUUUUAUAUUCAUACAGCGAUUUCAAAGAUCUGAAAGUAAUCGGAGUCGGUUCUAACGGGAACGUGUGCAAAGCAACCAUCCGCAGUUCUCGGAAAAACGUGGUCCUCAAACCCAUCUCUUUAACAAAAGAUUAUUCUCAUAAGGAUUUGAUAAAUGAAAUAAAACGGUACCGACAGCUGGAACUUCACGGAAACAUUUUGAAAUUAUACGGGAUCACAAAUCAGGAUCAAAGCUCACACACAUAUCUGGUCGUUUUUGAAUACUCCGAUGGCGGUUCUCUUCGUCAAUUUUUGAAGGAAAACCAUGAAACGAUUAGCUGGCACACAAAAUUACAACUCUCAAAACAGCUUGUCGGCGCAUUAAUGUGGCUGCAUAGCAACGACAUUGUUCACGGACAUUUGAGUUCAUCGAAAGUUCUUGUGUGCAAAGGAAAGAUAAAACUAAAUCCCUUUGGAAUUGUCAGACGUACCAAUGAAUCAAGAGGGUUGAUGGAAAAAUUUAUGGGCCCCGUCCAAUAUGCUGAUCCUCGUUAUCUGGAAAUUUUUCAAUCUAUUGGUUGCAAGAAAAGUGUAGAUAUAUAUAGCCUCGGAAUUAUAUUAUGGGAAAUCUCGAGCGCAAGAGAACCAUAUGAGUCAGAAUCAAAGUCAACUUACAAGCUAAUUGAUGAAAUUUGCAAUGGCAAGAGAGAGACGAUUCUUGAUGAGGUUCCCAGAGAAUAUUCGAAGAUCUUCCAAGAUUGUUGGCAUUCUGAUGAAAGACGUCGUCCAAACAUUGAACAAAUUUUUGAAGCACUUGACAAUGUCGACACGAAAAGUAAAAGUAAACUCGGCGAGAUC
Molecule: messenger RNA, 936 nt
Organism: Acaulospora morrowiae
Lineage: Eukaryota; Fungi; Glomeromycota; Glomeromycetes; Diversisporales; Acaulosporaceae
Source: the annotation of a GenBank genome assembly